AAAGGCUGUUUUAAGUUUUUGAGGGCGCGCCUUGGCCGCGAACGCUCCCAAGAUGACCACGACCAUGGCGGAAACCCUAAUUCCCAACUGCACUCGGGGAAUUCCAUCAAAUUUCUCGAGAUUGAGACCCAUUUCUGCUACAAGGCGACAACUUCCGUCUUUCAUUUGUUACAGUCUCGAAUUCUGCGACCUAAAGGGAAGAUUUGACUACCCGAUUGGAUCAUUUCGAGCCCGGAAAUGGGUGACGCGUGCGGCGGCGACGUCUUCUUCCAUGGUCGAGGACGCGAAAGAGGAUGACGAGCCCAUGAGCAUCGGUAACUUGCGUCGUUUCAUCGAUCUCAACGUUGGGAAGUGGAACGGAUCCUUCUACCAAUUCGAUGGUGAUGGAAACCUACUGCAAACUGUGAGUACGAAGCUCUCAGCGAGUUCCUAUGGGGAGGAUGAACUGAUCAGUCUCAUUCAAACGCUGUACAUAAAGCAGCCUUCUUCCAGCACAUCAAUUGCAGGAUAUGAUGAUGAACCUGAAUGGGCGGAGUAUAAGAUCAAAGAGACAAAUAUGUUUACCGUCGACAAGUAUCAACAGAUUGGAUUCUUCCCAAGAGAGAAAGCAUUUUCUCUUAGGUACCAAACUGCUGGUAUGCUGGAAACUGUUCUAAGAGCAGGUGUGCUUGGAGAAGAUGACACUGGUGAAGAAUCUCCCAAAAACUUGAAGAUUCCUUCAAAAUGGCCUUCUGUUGUCUGUGAAAAUUGUCUAUAUUCUCUGGAGAAAUAUAUGCGAACAAGAGCUUUCCACAUAAUGGAUCCAAAGGGCAUUCUUGAAAUGCUUGUUAUUUUUAUUGAAGAACAAGGAAAUGAGAUGCCUGCUUUUUCAACUUGGAAUUCGGAGAUCAGUGACUUCCCAGAUCGAAUAGCUCCAUGGCUUGGUCGAUGGAAAGGUCAUUCUAUGACAAAACGCAGUGGUGUAUAUGGAGCAACGAUUGCAAAGGCAGAUACGGUAGUGUUGCUUGAAAUGGAUGAUAAAGGUCGUUUAAUUCAGGACAUAACUUCGACAAACAAUGAGAGUAACACUACCACAAACGUGCGUUGGACAGGCACGAUGAGCAACAACUUGGUGACCUUUGAUGGAGGCUUCCAGCUGACCUUAUUACCUGGAGGAAUGUAUAUGGGAUGCCCAUGUGACAUUGGGAAGAAUGUAGCCCAAUCACAAUCAUUCCAUCUCGAAUUCUGUUGGAUGGAAUCACCGGAGAAGCGGCAGAAGCUCGUGCGCACUUUCGAUAUGGAAGGCCUUGUAGUGUCAUCUACUUAUUUCUACGAGAUCAAAGUCUAAGGUCAACUUGCAUGGACCAUGCUGCAGCUUAUCCUUGGUUACACUAGAUAGAUUCCAGUUAAAAUAGAACACUUGGGCUUCAUUCAAGUCCUUGUAUCUAUCUCGCUCUUCAGCAAAACGUCCCAGUAUAGCUUGUAACUGAUAUUUGAUGAUCUAUUGCAAUUUUGCCUUUUACUCU
Molecule: messenger RNA, 1505 nt
Organism: Musa acuminata subsp. malaccensis (wild Malaysian banana)
Lineage: Eukaryota; Viridiplantae; Streptophyta; Magnoliopsida; Zingiberales; Musaceae
Source: RefSeq, a predicted model, not a curated record